GGAGGCCCAAAGAAGUGAAGAACUGGAGUAAACACUGGCACCGCCCGCCUUCUACCGCCCCUCCUGCCUCUCCAGCUUCUCUCCUGACUUCCUGUGCCACAUGCAUCACUGUAGCACUUGUAUCUGGUUAUUACUGCUUCUAUAUAGCAACUGUGUGGCCAAUUUAAAAAAGAAAAUCCUUCCUGAAAUGAAACACUCCACUGAAUUCUUCCCCUGGAGGGAGAGCUGAGAGAGAACCACAUGGAGCAGAUGCUAGAUGUGUCACUGAACAUAUCCAUAUUUGAAUGUCCUGGUGUGAUGUUUCUGAAGUUGCAAAUAAAUUUGAUCUCCCCCUUUUGGAUUUUGAUUUCAAUGAUGGAUGAGUCCAAGCUUACAAGUUUCCAGAGGCGGCACCUGAUGGACUGCGUGAAACGAGGAGAUACCCUGCCACUCCAGUGCAACCCCACAUCCAGCAAAGACCCACAGCCUGCAAAGUCUGCCGUCUCUCCCCCAAAGCUUUGUCUGCCAGGCAGGCUUCCAACUAAACCACAUCUUCGACCUGCCAAGAUCUGCCAGGCAGGAGAUGCCUAUACCAGAGAGAAAUUCAAGCCACAGGCAAGGCGAGAUUUGGAAAGGGAGAAGCAAAGGCUCCAAAAUAUCUUGGCAACAGGAAAGGAUGUGGUGGAGCACGAAGUGAAGCAGACGCUGGUUCAGACAAAGGAAGAGGAGACACCCGAGAUUGACCGGUUUGAAGAAUUGGUGAACGAAGUUCAGGAGAGGAAGGAGUUCCUGGCAGAGAUGGAAGCUUUAGGACACGGCAAAAAAUAUCGAGGGAUUGUCCUCACUGAAAUCUCACAGAAACUGCGGGAGAUGGAGAUCAUUGACAAGAAGAGAAGCGAGGGAAUGAGAGAGAUCACAACAAAAGACUUCCCCAUUGGGAACAAAUCUGAUUCCCAUGACUAGGCCCAGAAAAAAACACCAGAGCAAUUUAGUCCCACCUCUUCUUCCCUUACCACCAGAGUCUCAAGGGCUGGUCUGUGCCUGCCCGUUUCUCAAGGAUCCCCUUGAAGAGGGGGCAGUACCACCUGCUGCCUAAAGCCAGAAGGCAGGAACAAUAUAUGCACAGCCGGUAACAGAAGAAAGCUGUUGUAAAAUCCUACCCACGCACCAGAUCCCUUCUGCAAGGGGCAGUCUUGCUCAACAAUAUUAAGGAGAUGAAAACAUACAGCAGUGGACUUUAAAAUAUGACAAAGCAUAGCCUCCUUUUGGCUACGCAAUGCUGCAGAGCAUGACAAUUUACAGAGAAAAAAAAAAAAAGUCACGCUUUUUCCAUUCAACCCAAAGCCUGGAGGUUUCUAGUUACAGUAAGAUGCUAACACAAGUGUUACUGUCUGCAUCUAUGACCUGCUUCUGUUUGCAUGGCUCUGGGAAUGGCUGUGCGGGCAGGGGGUGGGGAAGAAGAUGCACUGUGGGGCCUCAAACACACACAAGCUUCCAAUAUUAUUGUAGUUCAGAGUGAUUGUGUGCAUCAGCAAACUACUCAGCAGCAGUUAAAACAGGCAGGCACUCAGGAACACAGCUGUGCUGAGAAGGGAGAGGGGAUUUCAGUUCAGGGCUUUCUGCUCUUGCUGUGUGCAGGCUUGCUGUGGUUUUUUUGGUUUUAUCUGCUUUUUAGUAAUACUCCGUCAACCACUCCCCAAAGCCAGGCAGCACGCCCUGUCCCUGGGACAGCGUGAGUGCAGAAAGGAAUAAAAAUCUAAGCCAUGA
Messenger RNA from Dromaius novaehollandiae (emu), 1746 nucleotides. RefSeq names its product chromosome 1 C22orf23 homolog (gene C1H22orf23). The transcript has 6 exons. The record is from RefSeq and is a predicted model, not a curated record. Lineage: Eukaryota; Metazoa; Chordata; Aves; Casuariiformes; Dromaiidae. Bases 241 to 942 code for a protein of 233 amino acids.